Nerophis ophidion (straightnose pipefish) is the source of this 3118-nucleotide messenger RNA. It is a transcript of the gene hapstr1a, whose product is annotated as HUWE1 associated protein modifying stress responses a. Lineage: Eukaryota; Metazoa; Chordata; Actinopteri; Syngnathiformes; Syngnathidae. The record is from RefSeq and is a predicted model, not a curated record. Bases 223 to 1089 code for a protein of 288 amino acids. The transcript is spliced from 5 exons.
CUAAGAAGGCAACAAGAUAGCUUACGUUGUAUAUAUCCCUGACGUCGGCAACUCAGAAAAUAGUCGGCUAAGCAAAGCUUCGGAAAUGGUGGGGACACCGUAGUGCGAAAUAGUAUUAACGGUAUUUUUUUCUCCAUCAACAUUCUCCUAUAGUUUUAUAUUUCAUCUACCUCGGUACAGUAAACACUUGAAAGUAACAUCCCUCCAAGUUGUGGCGUAUUAAUGGAGGAGAAGAAGGAAGACGGCGACUCGGAGAUACAGGAACACGGACCCGAGCACUGGUUCUCAAAAUGGGAGCGGCAGUGCUUGGCCGAGGCCGAGCAGCGAGAGCCGAGCGAGGAAGAGGCCGACGACGACCAGGAUAAACUAUGGCAUCUUUUCCAGAACUCCGCCACCGCCGUGGCACAGUUAUACAAAGACCGAGUUUGUCAUCAACAGGGUCUCUCACUGUGGGUCCCAUUUCAGAACGCCGCUACAGCAGUCACCAACCUGUACAAAGAAAGUGCUGAUGCGCAUCAGAGAAGUUUCGACAGAGGCAUCCAGACAGGACACCAGCGGCGUAACAAGGACAUGUUGGCCUGGGUGAAAAAGCGGCGGAGAAACAUCCGCAGGGAAGAUCUGAUCAGCUUCCUGUGCGGCAAAGCACCGCCACAUAGGAGCAGCAGGGCCAGCAGCAGGUUGGCCAUGGUGGCCCCCAGCCGGGCUAACUCGCCGGCCGAGACCGGCUCGUCUGUGGAAGCCGACCUCCAGCCUUUCAGGGAGGCCAUAGCACUUCAUGGUUUGAGCGGCGCCAUGGCGAGCAUCAGCGUGCGCUCCGGUGCCCCGGGGUCGCCCACGCACGUGAGCGCAAGCAGUGGCAGCGCCACCGCCGGAGGCGGGGCUUCUUCGGGCUCGGGGGCACUGUGCCGCAGCAGACGUAACGGCCUGCAGGACGUCGAUCUGAACACUUUCAUCUCGGAGGAGAUGGCGCUGCAUCUGGACUCUACCGGCGCCGCCUCCGCCGGGGGAGGGGCUAGGAAACGAAACUCCGCCCAAUGUAGCGACGUCAUCACGGACUCCCCCACUCACAAACGCAACAGGAUGAUUUGAAGCGCUCGCCUUGUCUCCCUUCCCCAUCACGCCACAAGUGUGUCCAAGCGGUGACGGCCCGGGAUCAAGACAUGACCGUGCCCUCUGACCUCACCCACCACCUUAAAAGGAAGUGACCACAUAGCACUUCCUGUUACUUUGACGCUUCUUCUACCGCCAGUGUUCAUCAUUUACACGACGUGAUCGCCUAAAUCAUUUUGUAGGGGUGUCCCGAUCUUACUUUCACACCCGAUAUUGCAUGUGCGAUAUAAGCAGUCUUGCAGCGGGUUUGUGUAUGAUAUCACAAGCGAUACAAGCAGUCCUUCAGCGUGUUUGUCUGUGAUAUCAUGUGCGAUACAAGCAGUCGUGUGUGUGUGUGUUUUAUCAUGUGCGAUAUAAGCUCUCCCACAGCUUGUUUACUUGCGUGUGAUAUCAUGCAAUACAAGCACUCCUGCAGCUUGUUUACUUGCGUGUGAUAUCAUAAGCGAUACAGUCUUCCAGCAUGUUUGUAUGUAAUACCGUACGCAAUGCAAGCAGUCCUGCAACAUGUUUGUGUGUGAUAUCAUGUGCGAUACAAGCAGCCAUGAAGUGUGAUAUCGUGUGGUAUACAAGCAAUCCUGCAGCUUUUUUACUUGUGCAUUUAACAUCCACAUGUCGUCCAAUAAGCACACAGUUUCUUCUAUUUUAAUCAAGUCACAUACACAUGGCAGCUACACAACAGCUAAGCACAUGUAGUAAUUAUUGACAUCAAGUAUCAAAUAUUUAUAGUUGCAUAUUACUUACACAUACAAAGUCUCCGAGGCGUAUUAGAAACUAUCCAGUAACAAACGUGUCCGCUUUGUUCAGCUUACUUGGUCAUAAGCUUACCUUCAUGAAUUACUGUGACCACUAGGUGUGGCCAAAACAAUGACCACUCCACUUCAACUUAAAGACAGCUCAAGUCCAUUCCAGGUGGUUAAAUAAGUUUUUCAUAUCAACCUUUUCUGACUCAUUUCACUUGGUCAAACCUAUUCUAAUAUUGUUCACUAUUAAGUAAUACAAGUAUGUACUUGUAAUGCUGAUAUCGUAUCACAUUAAUAUCCAAAGUGAAGAAGUUGUAUUGGGACGCCCCUAUUUAUUUGUUGAGCCAUUAUUUCUCAAUAACAUGUUUAAAAGCAGCUGCCCUUUUAUGUGUGACUCUUCUGAGUAGUUGCAAUUAGUUAUUUUUGCACUUAACAUUUCAAUCUGCAAAGAAAAAUCGGCUCUUCCGCAGCGCUCUGCUCUUAGCCCCGCCCACUUGGUGGCCGUCACGCCCACAGGCCAAACUGUCCUCCGGCAGGGACUGCCAAGUGCACAAUGUGCUUCAAUAAGAAUAUUUAAUAACAAUAUGAUGAUUUUGUUCCAAAAGGAAGUAAAACAAGUUGGUUUCCAUUUGAAAGUCAGCUGGUGCCAUCGCUCAGACGUCACCGGCAGCACUUUUUGCUCAAAUGAAAACAAUAUUUAUUUUGCUUUAAUAAAUGAGGUCAGUGUCCCACAAACUACCAGGAAGGAUUUCUCUUUUGUAUAAAGUGUGCCACUUUAGUUUUGAACUGACUUUGCUUUCACUCUUUCAGCUCGUUUUGUUUCAUGAUUGUUUUGUUGCAAAACCACUAAAAACUGGGAUUUCAUUGGCUGUCAACCUGUAACAUGUGGUGAUUUCAUAGGAACUUCCCCAAUCUGCUUUCACUUUGUUUGAAAUCAUUGCAACACAUUGGCUGUCAGUUCUGUCGUCACUUUGCUCUGCAACAAUCAUGACUUCAAGGCAAAAACGAUGUUUCUCGUUAGUCGCAUCAAUAAAAGGGAACGUUUGUGUGGACAAAAGAAACAAAUUUCAUUUUUACCCCAAUCAUCACAUUCUAUACAUGCCAACACUAUUAUUAUUAUUAUUAUUAUUAUUAUUUUUAUCAUCAGCCGUUGAUGCAUAACUCAGAAAAGGGUCAACAAUGGCUAAUCGAUAUACUUAACAUUUAAUAGUUGUUAUGAUAUAUGUUGUUCACAAUGUAAAUAUGAAAUUAAACAGUUGCAAACUGAA